Esox lucius (northern pike) is the source of this 3941-nucleotide messenger RNA. RefSeq names its product cholinergic receptor, nicotinic, beta 5a (gene chrnb5a). Gene Ontology annotation, biological process: signal transduction; chemical synaptic transmission; nervous system process. Gene Ontology annotation, cellular component: postsynaptic membrane; synapse; neuron projection. Lineage: Eukaryota; Metazoa; Chordata; Actinopteri; Esociformes; Esocidae. The transcript is spliced from 9 exons. The record is from RefSeq and is a predicted model, not a curated record. Gene Ontology annotation, molecular function: transmembrane signaling receptor activity; acetylcholine-gated monoatomic cation-selective channel activity. Bases 1072 to 2583 code for a protein of 503 amino acids.
UAUCGAUCGAUGUGAAGUGGCCUGUUUAAGUGGGGUCUGCAAUUCAAAUAUUGGGGAAAUACUGCGGAAUAACACGGGAAACACUUCAGAAAAGAUUAGUUAGUUAGACGGUCAUCCAUCGAUCUGAGUUUCCGAAACCAAUAGGAUCCCGUGCAUCCCGGUUUAGCGUUACAUCGGGUCACGUGACGUGUUCCGAGUCAAUUCGAAGAUCAGAGAGCAUUUGUACCUGAAGUGGAGACUGUCCCUCCAUGCAAGACCGAGUUAUUACGAGAAUUGUUCAUCUAUAUGUCUACGGGACCUAUGUAAAGAUGCAUGUCGUCUGUGAAACUUUAUGCGUUGCCGGGAUGGAAAAUCCGUAACCGUAUAGCCUUUUAGGGUCCGCCUUGGCAAGUAGCCUACUAUAUAGAUUCUUUCGGUUGCAGUUAAAUCAGCUCACGCUUGAUAAGUUACAGGUGCGUCCGUAAAAGAGAACAACUAGCAGCAUAGUCUUAAACGGAAAAAUAUCGAAGCGUUGAGAAUUUUGUUAGUUUUUUCUUGUUAAUUUAAGCUAGCCUAUGCUGGGAGAAUAUGUGUGCUAUCUAUUCUGUUGAAACGCGUGGCGUAUCGAAUAGGGAGUGAGACGCGUAUCGAGUUUAACUCAAAUGUCAACGCGGCGAGUUUGUAGCGUUUGGCUGAAACGGCAAGUCUGGAGGCAAGGCGCCGGCCACCCCAACAACCCACGACGAGGAUACCGUUGUCUCUAAAACAAGUCUGAGACUCAGGGAAUCUCUUACAAACAUUGUUGACAUUCAUUUGUCACAGCUCGAGAGUGGAAGGCUAUCUUAAGAUCCGAGUGGGACUGGAUGCAAUUGUUUGCGAAUCACCGGAGACACACACCGACAUCGAAACAGGUCGGUUCGUAGGCUAACACUACAACGAUUCUGUCGACCUCGAUGGUGCAUGAACGCGCUGACAGCCCUGGGUCCGACGCUGUUUCUCUAACGACUUUUGACCAUCUCUCCCGGAGAUAGUAACCCCACAACACCGUCCACGGUCUGAGCGUCGGGGGUUCGGAGAAAGAAAGGAGGAGAUAUGUCGGUAACCAUCACUUUAUCUCUCUCGCUCCUCAUCUUCUUUCUUGGAAGCACGGAAUCAGAGAACGCUGAGGAGAGACUGGUGAACUACCUGCUGGGUCCGGAGCGUUACAACAAACUGAUCAGGCCUGCGGUCAACAAGAGUCAACAGGUCACCAUCUCCAUACAGGUGUCCCUGUCACAACUCAUCAGUGUGAACGAGAGAGAACAGAUUAUGACCACCAAUCUCUGGUUGUGCCAGGAAUGGAAUGACUACAGACUUAGAUGGGACCCAGAGAAAUACGAAGGCAUUAAAAAACUACGAAUACCCUCUCAACACAUCUGGCUUCCUGAUAUUGUUCUCUACAACAAUGCGGACGGCGUCUACGAGGUCUCCUUCUACUGCAACGUCGUGGUGUCCAACACGGGAGACAUCUUCUGGCUUCCUCCCGCCAUCUACAAGUCAGCCUGCGCCAUAGAGGUCCAGAACUUCCCCUUCGACCAGCAGAACUGUACCCUCAAGUUCCGCUCCUGGACGUACGACUACACCGAGGUGGACCUGAUCCUGACCAGCGACUACGCCAGCCGCGACGACUUCACGCCGAGCGGCGAGUGGGACAUCGUGUCGCUGGGCGCCCGCAAGAACGAGGACCCCUCGGAUCGCGCCUACCUGGACAUCACCUACGACUUCGUCAUCAAGCGGAAGCCGCUGUUCUACACCAUCAACCUCAUCAUCCCCUGCGUCCUCAUCACCUCGCUGGCCAUCCUGGUCUUCUACCUGCCCUCCGACUGCGGCGAGAAGAUGACCCUGUGCAUCUCCGUCCUAUUGGCCCUCACCGUCUUCCUGCUGCUCAUCUCCAAGAUAGUCCCGCCCACCUCGCUGGCCGUGCCGCUCAUCGGUAAAUAUCUCAUGUUCACCAUGGUGUUGGUCACCUUCUCCAUUGUGACCAGUGUGUGUGUCCUGAACGUCCACCACCGCUCCCCGUCCACGCACCGCAUGCCAGACUGGGUCAAACGCCUCUUCCUGCGCCGCCUGCCCGCCUUGCUCCUCAUGAGGCGACCCGGGACCAACAGCUUGCGGGAGAAACUCCGCCGGAAGCACGCCGCCACAUCCGGGAAUCCCCAAGGCGGGGAGAAGAGGCGCUAUUCCGACGUCAGGCUGGGCGGCGUCCGGACUGACGGCGACUCCUUCUACGUGAACGAGGAUUCGGCCCGGAAGUUUGGCUGGAAGGUGGGGGACGUGUCGGGCGACGGCGGCAUUCCGGAGUUCCGGCGCCGCGUGGCGGUUCAGUGGGACGCGGACCUGGAGGAGGCCGUGGAUGGGGUGCGGUACAUCGCUGAGCACAUGAAGACGGAGGACGGAGACGAAGGGAUAAUAGAGGACUGGAAGUAUGUGGCGAUGGUGAUCGACCGUCUCUUCCUUUGGAUCUUCAUCCUGGUCUGUGUGGUGGGAACACUGGGCCUGUUCAUGCAGCCCCUCUUCCAGAGCUACAACACUCCCACGGCAGACGACGAGUAUGGUGAUUUCUGAGAGCCCCUGGGAGUUGGCGGUGGGACGGGGAAACCCUGUUGCGGCAGAACGGGCCACUGACUUCUGAACCCACGAGCAGUCGGUGUCAGUGACAGCGUCACCUCUUCAGGUCCUUAUGAAGUAUUAUAAGACAUUACGGAGGGGCCACCAGCUCUGGUCAUGACGCUCCGUCUUGCUCUCUCCGGGCUCUCUGCUCUUUAAGUUAUGUCUGGACCUACAGUACAGUUCCUCUUCUCCUUCCUCAUCAACUAUUUAUGGACAGUAUCUUUCCUUCGUUUUUGUGCUCUCUCUCUCUCUCUCUCUCGUUCUUUCUCCAUUUGAGAGGAUUUCACUUGGACGCACUUGGAACUGUGUUCUCCUGAAGCCGAUGGUCUGUAGUUGCAAAUGCAUUGGCUUAUUUUUGGAACGACUUUGGUUUAUUUUCUCUCUCUCUCUCUCUCUCUGGGGUUUUGGAGUCAUAUCACUUGCCUGUCAGCAGGGAAGAGGCCUCCAUCACGAGAACCACCAUGGAGACUUGUCGUUGUAAAGACGCUUGUUGCUAAAUGAUUGAUGGAUGUUUGUGUUUGUUUUUUAUGAGACUUUCAACGAUCACGCUGCUUCAAUACUUCCACGGGACACAACGCACACUCUGCUCUGUUCGUGUAAAAAUGCUUUGUUCCCAGGUAUCGGCGUGAAUGGCUGCCUUCGAAAUGGGCACCUCUCCUUACAAGACACUUCUGACCAGAGGCCCUGGUUAAUAUGCGUGCAUGUCUGAGACGCUAUUCCCUACAUAGGCACUACAUUUGACCUGAGACCUGUUUGUCCCAGUCAAAAAUAGUGCACUUUCUAUGGGGUAGGGUGCUGUUUAGGACGCAGGCUUUGUCUGCGGACUCAGCGGGGAUGUUGACAUUGUACCUGCCUUAAUACUACAUUACCACCGCCAAUGAUGACGAGAGACAUUGCUAGGUAGAUAUUCAUAAUAAAUUACUACAUAUUUAGAUGAAUAUUCACACGACACAACCACAGCUAGUCAUGAUGAGAGACGUUAUUAUGUAAAUCUGAAUAUUCAAGACAGCAAAUAAUGUCUUAAGUACUAAUAUUAAAUCACCACAGGUAAUGAUGGAGAGACUUAUUAGAUGAAUAUUAAUAUAACAUGACUACAUAUAGUGAUGGUAGGAGACAUUAUUAGAUGACUACAGAUAAUGAUGAUAGUGGCAUUAUCCGGUAAUACAUUAUCACAGUUGAUUAAAAAAAGAGACAUUAUUAGAUUACUAACAAGGAUUAUAGCACCAGGAUUGUAAAGAUUCAAAAUCAAACAGCAAAUCUGGAGUAAAACAAUUGCAACAUCACAUCCUUUUUGUUAUUUCAAAUAAAAUGAG